AUGAAGGACAAUGUUGCAUUCUUUGCAAUAUAUGAUGGCCACGGUUCUGGGCUGGUUUCAGAACAAGUCCAUCAUAGUUUGCACCACUUGCUUGCGCAGCGUCCGGAAUUCGAACAUGAAGAUUGGGUGGGAGCCAUCAAGGAAGCCCUGGCCGAAGAAGACCGCAUUUUACUCGAAAGGUUCAAGCAUGAAUCUGCCGAACCUGCCCUUUCAGGGUCAACGGUGGCGAUAUGUUGCAUUAACCUCACCCAGGGCGACAUGGUCGUCUCCAAUCUAGGCGAUUCACAUGUUAUCCUGGCCGAGCGGGACCGGAAAACAGAGCACCCGUAUCAUAUACGACGUCUCACCGAGGCUCACAAGCCCGAAAUGCCCAGCGAAAAGGCCCGAAUUGAAGAUGCAGGCGGAGCAGUUGUCAACCGCAGCGGCACAGACCGGCUUGGGUCCUUGAACAUGUCUCGAGCAUUAGGCGACCUGCAGUACAAGAACCCGGUGAAUACGUUCACGGACAACUCCGUGUUAGACCCCUCCUCGGCUACCAGCCGAUCGGAAUCUCGGGGCAACUUCCUGUCCAAUGAACCCUAUACUUCGCGGCGGACAUUGCACACAGACCGCCGUUACCUGUUAGUGGUGGUCUCCGACGGGGUUACUGAUCGGGUGGACGACGCCAGCCUGGUGCAACACGUGAUGAAAUUGUCGAUGCGGGGAAGACCAGCGAGUGAGAUCGCACAAGAAAUCGCCACCAGUAGCGCCAAUACACCUCACAGUGACAAUGCAUCGUGCAUUAUAGCGAUGCUGGAUGGACAGGGAUCGUGA
Messenger RNA from Penicillium paradoxum, 813 nucleotides. RefSeq names its product PP2C family serine/threonine-protein phosphatase. Gene Ontology annotation, molecular function: cation binding; protein serine/threonine phosphatase activity. The coding region runs from base 1 to 813 and encodes 270 amino acids. The transcript has 4 exons. Gene Ontology annotation, biological process: protein dephosphorylation. The record is from RefSeq and is a predicted model, not a curated record. NCBI's taxonomy places the organism in Eukaryota, Fungi, Ascomycota, Eurotiomycetes, Eurotiales, Aspergillaceae.